GUCUCCUCUUCUGAUCUCCUGGACCUCCGUCCAAUUGAGCCGCCCCUGUUCCGUAUUAACCACCAUCCAUCCCUGACUAUCACAUCCUUUGCCAUACGGGCUCAGGUCAUGUUCCGUAUUAUCAUAUUCGUUGGUCAAUUGUCGCCGAUCCCCUUUCUAUUAACCAAGCGCCGUAAGGGAGAUGCCUGUCUCUAAAUCGGGUUUCCCAAAAGUUCCAGAAACAUGGAAGCAGCGCCACAGAAGAGCUUUCAGCUUCUCUCCUCUGGCCAGAUUUACUGCCUUGCUAGCAGAUGGCGUACGUGAAGCCGUCCAGAUUUACUGUGAACUGACCCGCCUGGGCGCUAACAUGAAGGUCAUUGAUAUUGGCGGUGGUCUUGGAAUUGACUACGAUGGUUCGAAAUCCACGGAUUCCGAUUUGGCCGUGGGCUAUACACUUCAAGAAUAUGCUUCUGCCGUCGUUCAACACGUGGGAUAUGUCUGUGACCGGAAGGGUGUCGCCCACCUUGUUCUUUGCAGUGAAACUGGCAGAGCAAUUGUUUCUCAUCACUCUGUUCUGAUAUUCGAAGCUGUUUCUUCCGUCAAUAACAAAAGCUCUCUUCACCACCAGCAAAACAAUCUCCCUAACAAUGUUGACCAUCAAUUCUUCUUGGAAAAUACGGAGUAUAACACAAAUAAUAAGUAAAUACCGUUAAUGGUAAUUUUUACAUUCAAUCAGCAAUUUCAGCUAAUGUAUUAUCAAACACUUUCAUUUCAACCGUUUCAGUCUUUUCAGGCUUUUCAGCCCUUCCAGCCAGUUCAACUGGUUCCAAACAGGCCCUUAAUAUGCAUAUUAAAAUUUAUAGGACUCACAAAAUGUUAUAGAUGAAUAGUACCUCCGUCUCAAUUUGAUGAACAUGUUUCUGAUUCACUUGGUC
Cuscuta europaea is the source of this 914-nucleotide messenger RNA. The record is from the annotation of a GenBank genome assembly. NCBI's taxonomy places the organism in Eukaryota, Viridiplantae, Streptophyta, Magnoliopsida, Solanales, Convolvulaceae.